AUGAGCUACCUGGAUGAAGUUCCCUUCCGGACGGCCAGGAGCCUCGACGGGGACGCGGCGGAAGAAAACACUUUAAUCACCGCCCCAGCCAUCGACCUCCCUGACUGUGCCGACAUCCUCAUGAGCACCAUGCACGACUUCUCACUGGAAAGAAAAGUGCUGUACUGGGUCGAGGUGGCCUCUCAGCAGCAAACCUCCCGGCAGCGGCGGGUCCCCUCCGAAGUCGUCCCCACGGCUCCGCCGUGCUGGCUGCUGCUGGUGGACUCCAGUGACGGCUACAGUGGGAGAGCACGGGAUGGGGCGGUGCGGCGCUGCAUCAGCCUGAGCGCUGCUGACGGUGGCUACGGGCACGCCAAGGGCAGAGCUGCCUUGUCCGACACCGAGAGCGAGACCUGGCACUCGGAAGAGGACGAGUAUUCGGAGGACGAUGAGUACUCCUCGACCUCUUGGGAAGAGAACAACAAGGAUGAGAAGGUUUCCCGGAGGAGAAACACUGGGAGAG
Molecule: messenger RNA, 502 nt
Organism: Eurypyga helias (sunbittern)
Lineage: Eukaryota; Metazoa; Chordata; Aves; Eurypygiformes; Eurypygidae
Gene: UBAP1L
Product: ubiquitin associated protein 1-like
Exons: 3
Biological process (GO): ubiquitin-dependent protein catabolic process via the multivesicular body sorting pathway
Cellular component (GO): ESCRT I complex
Molecular function (GO): ubiquitin binding
Source: RefSeq, a predicted model, not a curated record